Molecule: messenger RNA, 414 nt
Organism: Closterium sp. Naga37s-1
Lineage: Eukaryota; Viridiplantae; Streptophyta; Zygnematophyceae; Desmidiales; Closteriaceae
Source: the annotation of a GenBank genome assembly
UGCACCCGCCAGGUUUGACGCUACCGGCGCUACUGGCGCCGCCGCUAGUGGUGCUACCGCCACUCGCGUUGCUUCCGGCGAUUUCGAUAGCGUAGCGCAGCUCAGACGGCGACGAGGAGUAUGCUGGACGUCGUCAGGAGACGAUUCAUCCCCUUCCCCCUCGGGAGUGGUGAUCCACGGCUCAGGUUGCGCCACGUGUAUGCGCGGGCAGCGCUGCUCCUUCCGCGUGUCCGUGCGCGCCCCUGCGCGCUGGGCGCGGGUGCUGAAGGCGGGCAAGGAGAGCUGGUGGAAGCGUGACUUAGCUCUGACUUUAAGAGGCAAAGCGUUAGCCCACGGGGACAUUAGGUGUCUAGACCCUCCGCAUUGCACGGAGUUUAGAGUGUCGUACCGCGUGUGGGACCUUGGCGAUUACCG